GGCGGGGCGGGGCGGGGCGGGGCGGGGCUCGCGCUCUCCCUGGUAACGAGCACCGCGCGCGGGGCCGCGCCCUGCCCGGGCCGCCCCCCCACGGCCCCUGAGGGCCCCGCACCGCCGCCAUGCAGGGCGAGGACGCCCGCUACCUCAAGAGGAAGGUAAAAGGAGGCAACAUAGAUGUGCACCCAUCUGAGAAAGCCCUCAUUGUCCACUAUGAAGUGGAAGCAACAAUUCUGGGAGAGUUGGGAGACCCCAUGCUGGGGGAACGCAAGGAAUGCCAGAAAAUCAUUCGGCUGAAGAGUCUUAAUGCAAAUACAGACAUUGGUUCCCUGGCUCGAAAGGUGGUUGAAGAGUGCAAGCUCAUUCACCCCUCCAAACUGGGGGAGGUAGAACAGCUCCUGUACUACCUGCAGAACCGCAGAGAUGCCUCAGCAGGAAAAGAAAAGAAAGAGAAGUCCAGUAAGCCAAAAGAUCCACCCCCAUUUGAAGGAACGGAGAUUGAUGAAGUUGCCAAUAUCAAUGACAUGGAUGAGUACAUUGAGCUACUGUAUGAGGACAUUCCUGACAAGGUGCGUGGCUCUGCCCUCAUCCUGCAGCUGGCCAGGAAUCCUGAUAAUUUGGAAGAGCUGCUUAUAAAUGAAACUGCCCUGGGUGCAUUGGCCAGAGUGCUGAGAGAAGACUGGAAACAAAGCAUCGAACUGGCUACCAAUAUAAUUUAUAUUUUCUUCUGCUUUUCAAGCUUUUCUCAAUUUCAUGGAAUUAUCACACACUACAAAAUUGGAGCUCUGUGUAUGAACAUCAUAGACCAUGAACUGAAGAGACAUGAACUUUGGCAGGAAGAACUUGCUAAAAAGAAGAAAGCUGUUGAUGAAGAUCCUGAAAAUCAAACCCUGAAAAAGGACUAUGAGAAAACUUAUAAGAAAUACAAAGGGCUGGUUGUCAAGCAGGAACAGCUCCUCAGAGUUGCCAUUUACCUGCUCCUAAACCUUGCUGAGGACACUCGCAUUGAGCUGAAGAUGAGAAACAAGAACAUUGUCCAUAUGCUGGUGAAAGCACUGGAUCGUGAUAAUUUUGAGCUGCUGAUCCUCGUUGUAACUUUCCUGAAGAAACUCAGCAUUUUUAUGGAGAACAAAAAUGACAUGGUUGAAAUGGAUAUUAUUGAAAAACUUGUGAAAAUGGUACCUUGUGAACAUGAAGACCUGCUGAAUAUCACUCUUCGACUCUUAUUAAACCUCUCCUUUGACACAGGCCUGAGAAGUAAAAUGGUACAUGUUGGUUUGCUUCCCAAACUCACUGCACUUCUAGGAAAUGAAAACAACAAAAAAGUAGCGAUCUGUAUUCUGUACCACAUAAGCAUGGACGAUUGCUUCAAAUCCAUGUUUGCAUACACAGACUGUAUCCCGCAGUUAAUGAAGAUGCUUUUUGAAUGUCCUGAUGAGCGAGUUGACCUGGAACUUAUUUCUUUCUGUAUUAACCUUGCUGCUAACAAAAGAAAUGUGCAGCUUAUCUGUGAGGGAAAUGGUUUGAAAAUGCUAAUGAAGCGGGCUUUGAAAUUUAAGGACCCAUUGUUAAUGAAGAUGAUCAGAAAUAUUUCCCAACAUGAUGGGCCAACUAAAAGCCAGUUUAUUGAUUAUGUUGGUGAUUUAGCAGCUCAAGUAUCAAAUGAUGAGGAAGAGGAAUUUGUGAUUGAAUGCCUGGGAACACUUGCAAAUUUGACCUUACCUGAUCUGGACUGGGAACUUGUGCUGAAAGAGUACAAACUGGUCCCAUACCUCAAGGAUAAACUAAAACCAGCAGGUUCUGCGGAAGAUGACCUUGUUUUGGAGGUGGUGAUAAUGAUCGGGACUGUUUCCAUGGACGACUCCUGCGCUGCUCUUCUGGCUAAAUCUGGAAUCAUCCCUGCACUCAUUGAGCUUCUCAAUGCUCAGCAGGAAGACGAUGAGUUUGUCUGCCAGAUCAUCUAUGUCUUUUAUCAGAUGGUCUUCCACCAAGCCACCAGAGAUGUCAUUAUCAAGGAAACUCAAGCCCCAGCAUAUCUUAUAGACCUGAUGCACGAUAAAAACGCUGAGAUCCGCAAGGUUUGUGACAACACUCUGGAUAUUAUAGCGGAAUAUGAUGAGGAAUGGGCUAAAAAAAUCCAGACUGAGAAAUUCCGAUGGCACAACUCUCAGUGGCUGGAGAUGGUGGAGAGUCGGCAGAUGGAUGACAGUGAGCAGUAUCUGUACGGUGAUGAUCCCAUCGAGCCCUACAUCCAUGAAGGGGAUAUUCUGGAAAGACCUGACCUCUAUUACAAUGCAGAUGGCCUGAUAGCCCCCGAUGGCGCGGUGAGUCCGGAUGUGUUUGGGGAUUACCAUCUCCAGAAUGGAGACCUGGUUGGGCAGCAUCCCUUCUCUGGCAAGGCAAUGGACAGUUACUCUUGUUGGUUUAUUCUAUCUGUGAUGCACCAGAAAGCUGAACAUUGAGCAAGGGUGGAAUGGUAACAUUUUUAAGGACAAAUUAAAAUAAAUAACAUGCUCAGGAAAAAAAGCAGGACUUGAGAUGAAUCCUCUAGAAAAAAAGUAAGUAUUUCUAUUCAGUAAGCAUAAAGUUGAGACUAGUGUGCAACCCUUUGCUUGGAGCCUGUGUUUGUAAAGGGGAUGCUGGCACUCAUUGAUUCCAAAUACACAACCUUCAUUUCAGAACAUGCAGGUGACAGAGGAACUGAGGGAAGUGUGAGCUAUGUGCUCCUCUUGCAGUCUCAGUCUAUUCACCUUCAGAAUAGACACAUAAAUCAGGAGGUGACAAAUUCUUUAUAACCAGAACACUGUAGGGUACAUGCUCCCAGCAGUCUUCACCCCUCUGGAGGUGUGGAGCUUGCAGACUCCUCUGUUUCCAGUAAACAUAGAUAAAACCCCAAAGAUACUCUUGUUUUGCCUGAAAGCUUUCAGCUGGGGCAAAAAAAAUCUCAAGUGUCCUUCGUUAAAAGUUAAGGUACAUCACAGCCUCAAAUUCCAGUCCCUUAUCAGGGAGCUACGUUAGCAAGCUGCUUUUUAAUUGGAUUGUGUUCCAACUAAAAUAAGUAACAAAAUACAUCUGGUGUAUACCCAAUUAAAUUGUUUGUAGAAUUUUCUUGUGUGUUUUGAGGCAUUUUGGAGGCUCACCUCCAGGAAACAGAAAAACUGCAGUUUGGCUCACAGCAAACUUAGUAAUUGCCCAUUGAUGGUUGCCUCUGGAAAUACUCAGAUUUCUCACUAGAAUUCUGUUUUCUAGGAAGGCUUCUUUCAAUAUGAUUGCUCCAUGGAUUUAUCUGCAGUCCAGACACACAGUCUAAUUGGAAACAGUGUGGAGUGCUGCAAAUGUUCUGUCCUAUUUGUAGCAAAGCAGGAGUGAAUUGUUUGAUAGAAUAGAUACUGGCAGUUGAACGGCGAAUCCUCGUUUUCAGAUGUGUGUCAUUAUCUCUCUGAACUGCUUGGCGCCAGAAGCCAGGAUUUCCUGAUGCUUAGACCUAAUGUAAAAUGCAUUAGUGCUCCAAGGCAUGAGCCAUGGAAUUGCCAGUCCCAUGAGUUUGGAGAGUAAGACCCUCCCUUUUCCCAAAUUUGAACUGGUGUUGGAAGGUAAAACCAUACGUGCUGGAGAGCCUAAUUAAAAAUAAUAGCAGCAAGUCAAGGCGCUUUUUAUGUGUUAUAUAGUGUACAUUUCAGCCAUACCAAAACAUAAUUCUAGGGUAUUUUUAUGCUUACAGUUUAAAGCUAACAAGAACCUUAUGUCAGGGAUUUAUUUUUAACCAGUUCCAGCUUUUAAUAAAUCAAGAUUUUUGUUAUAAAAAUGGUUCAUUUUUCUAUUAUUAAUAUUUGAAUAUGUUUUCAAAACUUGUCAAGAAAACUGAAUUACAAUUUUCAUAGACAAUUAGCAAGUCAGUUAACAGUUAUGUGUUUGAGAGUUCAAACAGAGAUGGCCUAAUAAUGAGUAGAUACAACUUUUGUUCUUUUCAUUUGUUAUAAUUUUUUUAUUUGUUAUACAUUUAUUUGUUGUGCCUGUGUCUUCUGGUCUUUGCCUUUUAUAUUAGGCUUUUUAAUUCUGUAACAGAAACAGUUGUUUGGUAAGUUCUGGAGUCUCUUUGUCAUGUAAGACCAUCCUGUGAAUUUUGAGGUAGGUAACAACCAUGAGCUGAUUUCUUUCUACUCAGCCUUGAAUAAUCUAAUCCUUUCUUCUCCUUUCUGCAUUCCUAUGAGGAAGAACAAGGAUAUGUUACCUCUUUAAUUUCUCUGAGGCUAUUUCCUGUCCUUGCAAUGUGCUCAGACUGGAUCAGGACUUCCCCUUGCCUCCAAGACUGCUGAACAAGUCAGCCAGAAAGUCUCACCUUUUUAAUGCUGAGAAGCUGAGUUAGUGUUGGUCUGGUGCCCCCAGU
Messenger RNA from Pseudopipra pipra, 4384 nucleotides. RefSeq names its product kinesin associated protein 3 (gene KIFAP3). Gene Ontology annotation, biological process: microtubule-based movement; cilium organization. Gene Ontology annotation, molecular function: kinesin binding. Gene Ontology annotation, cellular component: ciliary transition zone; kinesin II complex; axoneme. Lineage: Eukaryota; Metazoa; Chordata; Aves; Passeriformes; Pipridae. The record is from RefSeq and is a predicted model, not a curated record. Bases 120 to 2459 code for a protein of 779 amino acids. The transcript has 20 exons.